UCUUUCUGGGCUUGAAUUCAGUGAAGCAACGGUCUAGGUACUUGGAAACAGCUGUGAAAAUGCAAUAACAAAAUUAGCAAGGUUAAUCUCAGUUUUGCAACACCGAACACAGACAGCAUCAUUAGGAUCACACCCUGCAGAUAAUUCUUUAUCUAAGAGUCUCAUGUUGCAAAAGGACGGACUGAUAAGCAGACCACAAGAAAUUAGAUUUUAAAUAGUUUCAAGCCCUCAUGUACAGCAGAAUAUAAAGUGCUCUCUGCCUGGAGAAGAUCAGGUGAACUGCGUAGAUUUAGCACUGAAAAACUUCGCGAUUGGCCGAUCUGAGGCAGCCUGUUUGCUUAAGGAUGUUCUACCGAAAAAAGUACCUGAACGCUUCGCUUUGUUUGCUGAUUGGACUCGCAGGAGCCUUCAAGGUUAAUACCAGCAUCCAUGCACUGGGAGUAUAUGGAUUGCCUGCAGUUUUUGGAUGUACAUAUUCUCCUACGACUGGUACAGCGCUGAACGAUCUGAUUAUCAAUUGGCAGAGGGUUAGAGACUCUGCAGUGGUACACAGCUUCUACAGUGGAAGAGACCAGCUGAGUCUACAGAGCCCUGACUACCAAGGUCGUACAAGUUUGUUCCACAGUGAGCUGCUGUCUGGAAAUGCUUCCUUGAGGCUGGAUAGGGUCAGCUUGAGCGAUGAAGGCCACUACUUUUGCUCUGUUAGUAGCAAUCAAGGGAGCAACAGGGCAGAGGUCAAGUUGAAUUUUACAGCUUUGUACACAGAGCCAAAGCUCUCUAUCCAGAUUCUCGGCAGGAAAGUUAACUUCUCAUACGAAAGUAGGGGGUACCCUCAGCCUGAAGUGCUGUGGACCGAUGCGAAGGGCCGUAAAAUCCCCAAUACUGAAGUGUCCUUCUCCCGAGUGGAGCACGGUUUGUUCAGCAUGCAUGCCUGUCUGACGGUGGAUUGCUGUCAUGAGCUGAACUACACCUUCACCUUGAAGAACCAGCCCCUGGGUCAAGUCAUACAGAGGAAUGUGGCCUUCAGAAAUGGUGCUGCUGAAUACCUUAAAGACUGCCCUUACCAGUACUGGAUUCGUAUAGCUUUUGCUAUCGUUCAUGGAGUCAUAGCUCCAUGUUAUGCCCUGUAGUGCUGCCCUCCUGUUCCUUCCCUGGAGUGCCUCAUCUCCCAGACCCUGGGGCUCCUUUACUUUAUCUCUCAUUCCUGCCCUCUUGUCAAACACUCCCAGCUGCCUCCUGUUUGCUCCCUCAUUAGUCUAAUUGUCUAAAACAUUAGUACUUGUUUUACCCUGUACAUAUAAUAAACAACCCAUCCUGUCUGCUUCCACAUUCUUCAUCCCUCUCCACAUGAUAUAGGGCUUAAUUUAAAUAAUAUCAGUAUGGAUUAAGCUCUAUUGAUUACUUAACAUUUUUAUCCAAAUUUUUUAGGCAACUUUCAAAUAUAUCUAAUGAAGGGCUGAUAAAGAUUCAUGAAGUUCUCCAUGGAAUACUUGAACGUGUUUUCAAUCUUUAAUAAUUUCACCUAGAGGGAUUCGGUAGCGCUUUGAACAAUCUGAGGAUGAAGUCUAUACAGUAUGUGUUUCCAUUGAAUAAAAGUGCCUGGUAUGACAGUAGGGUCUUAUUGGGUUGUGCUAAAUAUAAUAUGAAGAUAAUAAUAUAUAUUUAUUUUGGUUUACUAGUGUGUUUUCUGUCAUUAUGUACUUACAAUAAAUAUUUUGAUGGAUCAGGGACGGACUCAU
This is a messenger RNA of Paramormyrops kingsleyae, 1739 nucleotides long. The record is from RefSeq and is a predicted model, not a curated record. NCBI's taxonomy places the organism in Eukaryota, Metazoa, Chordata, Actinopteri, Osteoglossiformes, Mormyridae.